CUGAUUUUGAGAGCUACUUCUCAUCGAGUCGCGCUCAUUGUUGUUAAAACUUUCAGUUAGGUUAGGGUUAUUCUAAUAAGUUAAAAAUGUCACCUGUUCAGUCAGACAAUGAUAAACGCAAACAGAUUAGUGUCCGCGGGAUUGCAGACGUCGAAAAUGUCGCUUCAAUCAAGAAAACUUUUAAUAGGCAUCUCCAUUUUACAUUGGUCAAAGACCGUAAUGUUGCGACGUCUAGGGACUAUUAUUUUGCCCUUGCUUACUCUGUCAGGGAUAAUUUGGUCGGAAGAUGGAUCAGGACACAGCAACACUACUACGAGAAGGACCCAAAACGGGUGUACUACCUAUCGCUGGAGUUCUACAUGGGACGUUCCCUGCAGAACACCAUGAUCAACCUUGGCAUUCAGAACGCCUGUGAUGAAGCCAUGUAUCAGAUUGGCCUAGACAUAGAAGAAUUGCAAGACCUUGAAGAAGAUGCAGGAUUGGGUAACGGAGGUCUGGGACGUCUGGCCGCUUGUUUCUUAGACUCCAUGGCCACUCUGGGUAUUGCGGCGUAUGGUUACGGCAUCCGCUACGAGUAUGGUAUCUUUGCCCAGAAGAUCAGAAACGGAGAACAGGUGGAGGAGCCAGAUGAUUGGCUGAGGUUCGGCUGUCCCUGGGAGAAGGCCAGACCUGAGUACAUGCUGCCUGUCAACUUCUACGGAAGAGUGGAGGAUACACCCAAGGGCAAGAAAUGGGUCGACACUCAGGUGGUGUUUGCUCUACCCUAUGACAACCCUAUCCCUGGCUAUGGUAACAACGUUGUCAACACUCUGCGACUGUGGUCAGCCAAGUCUCCUACUGAAUUCAACCUCAAGUUCUUCAAUGACGGGGACUACAUCCAGGCAGUGUUGGACCGUAACCUGGCUGAGAACAUCUCCAGGGUACUUUACCCCAAUGACAACUUCUUUGAAGGCAAAGAACUCCGACUGAAGCAAGAGUACUUCAUGUGCGCUGCCACCCUCCAGGACAUCAUCAGGAGAUUCAAGACGUCCAAGUUUGGCAGCAAGGAUGAAGUUCGCACCAACUUGGAGCACUUCCCUGAGAAGGUUGCCAUCCAGCUGAAUGAUACUCAUCCCUCCCUGGCCAUCCCUGAGCUGAUGAGGAUAUUGAUUGAUGUCGAGGGACUCUCCUGGGAGAAGGCGUGGGACAUCACAGUAAAAGCGUGUGCCUACACCAACCACACUGUGCUACCAGAGGCUCUAGAGCGCUGGCCGUGCUCCAUGCUGCACUCCAUCCUGCCACGACACAUGGAGAUCAUCUACCACAUCAACUUCCUUCAUCUGCAGGCCGUACAAGCCAAGUACCCCGGUGACAUGGACAAGAUGAAGCGGAUGUCACUGAUAGAGGAGGAUGGAGAGAAGAGAGUCAACAUGGCACAUCUAUCCAUCGUCGGGUCUCACGCUGUCAACGGAGUCGCCGCCAUACACAGCGAGAUCCUCAAGAAGGAAGUUUUCAAAGACUUCUAUGAGAUGAACCCAGAGAAGUUCCAGAACAAGACCAACGGCAUCACUCCUCGUCGCUGGCUGCUGCUGUGUAACCCUGCGUUGUCCGACGUUAUUGCUGAUAAAAUUGGAGAAGAAUGGAUUGUUCACUUAGACAAGCUACUGGCGCUGAAGAAGUUGUCCAAAGACGCAGCAUUCCAGAGGCUCGUACAGAAGGUGAAACAGGAAAACAAGCUGAGGCUGUCAACUCUGUUGGAGAAGGAGUACAACGUCAAGAUCAACCCAUCGUCAAUGUUUGACAUACAGGUCAAGAGGAUACACGAGUACAAACGUCAACUGCUCAACUGUCUCCACAUCAUCACCAUGUACAACAGGAUCAAGAAGAACCCCACUGGCAACUUUGUACCCAGAACUGUCAUGGUCGGUGGAAAGGCAGCACCAGGCUACUACAUGGCCAAGAAGAUCAUCAAGCUGAUCUGUGCGGUUGGCAACGUGGUCAACAAUGACCCCGUGGUCGGUGACAAACUCAAGAUCAUCUACCUGGAGAACUACCGAGUCACUCUGGCAGAGAAGAUCAUCCCAGCAGCUGACCUUAGUCAACAAAUCUCCACCGCGGGAACUGAGGCCUCAGGCACUGGCAACAUGAAGUUCAUGUUGAACGGAGCCCUGACUAUUGGCACACUAGACGGAGCCAACGUAGAGAUGGCUGAGGAGAUGGGUAACGACAAUAUCUUCAUCUUCGGCAUGACCGUGGACGAGGUGGAUGCUCUGAAAGCCGCAGGCUACGACGCUUACAAGUACUACAACUCCAACCCCGAACUGAAACAGUGCAUUGACCAGAUACAGAACGGCUUCUUCAGCAGCGGCAACCCUGACGAGUUCAAGGAUAUCGCUGAUGUGCUGCUCAAGUGGGACAGAUUCUACCUCUUGGCUGACUACGAUGACUACAUCAAGUGCCAAGACAAAGUCAACGAGACCUACCUGAACCAGUCCAAGUGGGUGGAGAUGUGUAUAAACAACAUCGCCUCUUCUGGUAAGUUCUCCUCAGAUCGCACCAUCGAGGAGUACGCGAGGGAAAUCUGGGGGGUUGAACCUUCCUGGGACAAGUUGCCAGCUCCCCAUGAACCUGUAGCAUCCUCCUGAACAACCAACUCAGCAUAUUCAUCAACAAACCCCCGAUAAAUUUUGUAUGAAUUUAUUUUAUAAGCUGUGCAAUGUGCAUCACAUAAUUUCCCAGUCACUUUUUUAAAAACGAGUUUGAAAAUGAGCUUUUAGUUAUAGUCAUCUAUUGCUGGUUUUGUCUGUAGUCGCAAAAAAAUAUAUAGCCUUAUCGUACUGUAAGUGUACUUUAAAUGGAUGUCUGGUGUUCAAAUCGUGCCAUAUUAGAUUAUAAACAACUAAAGUUGUACCUGAAAUGUUUUUUUCAUUUUUUAAUUCACUCUGACCAUUUCUGUCAAACCACUCAUUCGGUUUUUCACUUUUGCGAUUUUGUAGUUUUACAUUCUUCACAGUAUUUCACUUUUAUAUGUCUUAUAUGAAUUUACAUUUUGUGAAAUUUCACGCAGAAAUUAUUUAGUUCAUAAAUAUAUUUCAUAGUUUAGUUAAUUUGUUAUGAAGCUUUUGAACUAAGUGAUAUUUUAAUUUUUAAAUAAUAUAAAGUUUACAAUAUUGAUUGUUAGUUUUGUGUUUUUCAAAAUAAGUUACGUCCUAAACAGUUUUUAAGCACAAAGUUUUUACAUACCCCAUAUUUUUUCUGUUUACAUAUAUAUAUUAAUAAUAUUGUUAUUUGUUAAAGAUAUAUUUUAUUUAAAGUGUUUGAAUGAAAAUAGUACUGUAAACA
Molecule: messenger RNA, 3321 nt
Organism: Macrosteles quadrilineatus (aster leafhopper)
Lineage: Eukaryota; Metazoa; Arthropoda; Insecta; Hemiptera; Cicadellidae
Product: glycogen phosphorylase
Exons: 16
Coding region: 87-2624 (845 amino acids)
Biological process (GO): glycogen catabolic process
Cellular component (GO): cytoplasm
Molecular function (GO): pyridoxal phosphate binding; glycogen phosphorylase activity
Source: RefSeq, a predicted model, not a curated record